GCUCCGAUGCGCCUCUUCACGCUGCUCGGCGUGCUAGCAACGGCCGCCCGCGCCUGCACCAUGAUCGCGGUCGGCAAGAACGCGACGAUCGACGGCUCGACGAUCGUCACGCACAACGACGACGCGGGCGGCGACACCGCCGACUUGCGGCUCGUCGCGAUCGCCGCGGCCGACCACGCUCCAGGAUCGAUGCGCGCCGUGUACAAGAUCUUUGGCGGCUACCCGCGCAUGGUAGCACGCGACCGCGGGCCGCAAUACGAGCCCGUGGACGGCCAAAACGUCUCGGUGCCGCUCGGGUUCAUUCCGCAGGUGGCGCACACGUACAGCUACAUCCAGCAAGAGUACGGCAUCGUCAAUGAGGUGCAGCUCGCGAUCGGCGAAAGCACGUGCAGCGCCAAGAGCACGGGCUGGCCGCUCAACAUCCCCGGCGGCCACUCGAUGUUUGGCAUUGGCGAGCUUACCAACAUUGCGAUGGAGCGCUGCGACUCGGCGCGGUGCGCGAUUCAAACCAUGGGCGACCUUGCGGUGCAGUAUGGCUUUUAUGGCGAGUACGGGGGCACGCCCGAGGCCCCGGGGCACGACUCGGAGGCGCUGGGGAUCACGGACAAGUACGGGGAAGUGUGGAUCUUCCACAUUCUCGCGUCGCCGGCCAACAACAGCGCGGUGUGGGCCGCGCAGCGCGUGCCCGAUGCGCACAUUGCCGUCUUGGCCAACCGGUUUACAAUCGGCGCGAUCGACUUAAGCAAACCGGACGAGUUUCUCGCGUCCGAAAAUGUGUUUUCGGCGGCCGAGGCGGCGGGCUGGUACACCCCCCAGGUGCCAGGCCGCACGGACGACUUUGAUUUCGCCAAGGUGUAUGGCCCGGCCCCGCCCCCGGGGCCUCACUUUUACGCGGACGGGCGGUCCUGGCGCAUCUACAGCUCGUUUGCGCCGUCCGUGGCCGUGCCCAAGACGUUUGGCUUCGUCGCGGAGUACCCCCACUACCCCUUCUCCGCGCCGGUCGACGCGCCCAUUGCGCUGGAAGCCGUGACACGCAUCUUGCGGGACCAGUUCCAAGGCACCGAGUUCGACUUGACAAAAGGCGUCGCCGCCGGGCCGUUCGGGUCGCCGCUGCGCUACUCGGGGUUCACGCGCGGCGUCCACGGUGGGUGGGUCAAUCCGAUCUCGGUCCACCGUACGCUGUACAGCUACGCCGUGCACGUCACGGCAACGGACGGGACGCUCUGGUUCGGCCAGAGUGCGCCGCAUGGGACCGUCUUUACGCCGUUCGCAUCCACCCAAGCGGCGCUACCCCCGUCGUACCACGACCUCGCGGGCAAGCAGAGCGAGUUCCACCACCAAUCGGCGUGGUGGGCCUUUAACUUUGUCAACAACUGGCGCGCGCUGCGCUACGACCUCAUCUCGGACGACGUGUGCGCCUUCAACACCAAGUUCCAGGACGAAGCGCUCACGGUGCACGAUCGUGCACUGCAACAGGCCGCCAGCCUCGAGACUGAUGAGGCGCGACGCGUCUUUGUCGAGACGGCGUACAACCGGUUCGCACAGCGGGUCGUCGACGAGCGCUGGCGCCUUGCGUGGGCCCUUGUCGCCAAGUACAGCGAUGGCUACGUCACGACCAGCGAGGAGCCUGGCGGUAUGGCGUCGCCUGGCUACCCGGCGUGGUGGCUCAACUCGACCAACUACGUGCAGUGGACGCCGCUGCCGUCACCAACGACCGCACUGGCAGCAACCGUCAGCGAGAGCCUCGGCGUCGCCUCGUUGAGUCUAGUGUGUGGCGUCGCCAUUGGUAUUGUCGCGCCAUAUGUGCUUGCUGCUUCGCGCCGCCGCCGAGGAUACCUCGCCGUGGCCUGAGCGGCUACGUCUCUCGUCUCUGUGGGAUGCAUGAUAACGUCCACAUCAAAGGAUUGGAGUG
Messenger RNA from Saprolegnia parasitica CBS 223.65, 1912 nucleotides. RefSeq lists its product as hypothetical. The record is from RefSeq and is a predicted model, not a curated record. Gene Ontology annotation, biological process: proteolysis. The transcript has 2 exons. Bases 7 to 1851 code for a protein of 614 amino acids. Gene Ontology annotation, molecular function: cysteine-type exopeptidase activity; dipeptidase activity. NCBI's taxonomy places the organism in Eukaryota, Oomycota, Saprolegniomycetes, Saprolegniales, Saprolegniaceae.